AUGUCUUUUCCAGGAGGAAUAGGAGGGGUCGGCUCAAUGCCAGCGGCCAUGAAUCCUAAUGCGGGCAUGUCAGAGCAGGAGCAGCAGAUGGUGAAGGCGAUGCAAAUGGGCAUGGAGUCUUGCAUUGGCAAGACAGUAAUGGCUGGCGUGAUGGGUGGUGGCCUGGGUGCUAUGUUCGGACUUUUCAUGGCUUCGAUGCGAUACGAUACUCCCAUGUCACAACCCCUCCCCGUCAACACGCCGGCUACCAAGCCUACAACCGCAGCUGCUGGCACAACAGCAACAGCAACAGCAGGCGCAAAGCCAUCAAUAAUAGCUACCAGCAACGUCAACUCUGCCUCCGCAGCCACCCUCACCACAGCGCCCUCUGCUUCCACCGCCGCUACCCUCCCAAAUCCAACCGCUACCGGUGCCGUAGAACUCAAAGACCUUCCGCUCCGGCAACAACUACGAGCUGGCCUGCGCGACAUGUACAAAUCUUCAAUUUCUAGCGGACGCAACUUCGCCAAAGUUGGCGCAAUAUUCUCAGGCACUGAAUGCGCCAUCGAGGGCCUACGAGCCAAGAACGACUUGUACAACGGAGUGGCCGGGGGCUGCUUGACAGGUGGAAUCUUGGCCAGGAACGCUGGGCCGCAAGCUGUGGCUGUAGGAUGUGCAGGUUUCGCAGUCUUCAGCGCGGCAAUUGACGCGUACAUGCGUAUGCCAGAGGACGAGAGGAGCAAACCUAUUGCUUAG
Alternaria atra is the source of this 735-nucleotide messenger RNA. RefSeq lists its product as uncharacterized. The record is from RefSeq and is a predicted model, not a curated record. Gene Ontology annotation, molecular function: transmembrane protein transporter activity. Lineage: Eukaryota; Fungi; Ascomycota; Dothideomycetes; Pleosporales; Pleosporaceae. The coding region runs from base 1 to 735 and encodes 244 amino acids. Gene Ontology annotation, biological process: protein insertion into mitochondrial inner membrane. The transcript has 2 exons. Gene Ontology annotation, cellular component: TIM22 mitochondrial import inner membrane insertion complex.